GCAGCCGAGAGCGCGGAGGGCGCGAGCCGGGAGCAGGGAGCCUCUGGCGGCCGUUUCCAGGAGUCCAGUCUGCCUCCUGCUCCGGGGGAGGACGGUGUCCUGUGCCCGAGUCUAUCGAGGAAAAAUGAAGUUAAGCCGCCAGUUCACCGUGUUCGGCAGCGCGAUCUUCUGUGUUGUGAUCUUCUCGCUCUACCUGAUGCUGGACCGGGGUCACUUAGAUUACCCCAAGAGCCCGCGCCGCGAGGGCUCCUUUCCUCAGGGCCAGCUAUCAAUGUUGCAAGAAAAAAUAGACCAUUUGGAGCGUUUGCUAGCUGAGAAUAAUGAGAUCAUCUCAAAUAUUAGAGACUCGGUCAUCAAUUUGAGUGAGUCUGUGGAAGACGGUCCGAAAAGUUCACAAGGCAAUUUCAGCCAAGAUGCUGGCUCACCUUUUCUGCCAUCGAAACACUUGGCUCUCACAGUUGACCCUGAAGACUGCCUAUUUGCUUCACAAAGUGGAAAUCAGAAUUCAGAUGUGCAGAUGUUGGAUGUUUAUAGCCUAAUUCCUUUUGACAAUCCAGAUGGUGGAGUUUGGAAGCAAGGAUUUGACAUUACCUAUCAAUCAAAUGAAUGGGACACUAAGCCCCUGCAAGUGUUUGUGGUGCCUCAUUCCCAUAAUGACCCAGGUUGGUUGAAGACUUUUGAUGAGUACUUUAGAGAGAAGACUCAGUAUAUUUUUAAUAACAUGGUUAUCAAGCUGAAAGAAGACUCCCGGAGGAAAUUUAUGUGGUCUGAGAUCUCCUAUCUUUCUAAGUGGUGGGAUACCAUAGAUACUCAGAAGAAGGAUGCUGUUAAAAGUUUACUAGCAAAUGGUCAGUUUGAAAUUGUGACAGGUGGCUGGGUUAUGCCUGAUGAAGCUGCUACACAUUAUUUUGCCAUAAUUGACCAACUAAUUGAAGGACAUCAGUGGCUGGAAAAAAAUCUAGGAGGAGUGAAGCCUCGAUCUGGUUGGGCUGUUGAUCCUUUUGGACAUUCACCAACAAUGGCAUAUCUUCUAAAGCGUGCUGGAUUUUCUCAUAUGCUUAUCCAGAGAGUACAUUAUGCGGUGAAAAAGCAUUUUGCACUGCAUAAAACACUGGAGUUUUUUUGGCGACAGAAUUGGGAUCUGGGAUCUGGCACAGAUAUUUUUUGCCACAUGAUGCCCUUCUACAGCUAUGACAUCCCUCACACUUGCGGACCUGAUCCUAAAAUAUGCUGCCAGUUUGAUUUUAAACGGUUUCCUGGAGGCAGAUUUGGUUGUCCCUGGGGAGUCCCCCCAGAAACAAUAACUCAUCAAAAUGUCCAAAACAGGGCUGAGAUGCUUCUAGACCAGUACCGAAAAAAGUCAAAACUUUUCCGUACUAAAGUUGUUUUGGCCCCACUUGGAGAUGACUUCCGCUACUGUGAACGCACAGAAUGGGAUCAUCAGUUCAAGAAUUACCAGAUGCUUUUUGAUUAUAUGAAUUCUCAACCUAGUCUUAAUGUUAAGAUACAAUUUGGGACUUUGUCCGACUAUUUUGAUGCAGUGGAUAAAGAAGAUGCAGCCAGUAGAGAGAAUAGCCAAUUGCUGUUCCCUGUUCUAAGUGGAGAUUUUUUCACUUAUGCGGACCGUGAUGAUCACUACUGGAGUGGUUACUUUACAUCCAGGCCCUUUUACAAACGAUUGGAUAGGAUAUUGGAAUCCCAUUUAAGGGCUGCUGAAAUUCUUUACUACUUCGCCCUGAAACAAGCUCAGAAAUAUGACAUAGAUAUAUUUCUUUCGUCAUCUCAUUACACGGCACUGACAGAAGCCAGAAGGAAUUUGGGACUGUUUCAACAUCAUGAUGCUAUCACAGGAACUGCAAAAGAUUGGGUCGUGGUGGAUUAUGGAAUCAGGCUCUUUCAUUCCUUAUUGAGUUUGAAGAAGAUAAUUGGACAUUCUGCACUACUUCUUAUUUUGAAGGAUAAGCGCUCGUAUGACUUAUUCUCUUCUGAUACCCUCCUAGACAUGGAUUUUAAACAAAAGUCCCAAAGUUCUCUGCCACAAAAUAAUAUAAUAAGUCUGAGUGCGGAGCCAAGGAAUCUUGUGGUCUUUAAUCCUUCAGAUCAAGAGCGAAAUACAGUGGUCUCUGUCUUCGUGAGUUCACCCAUAGUACAAGUGUCUUCUGCUUCUGGAAAGCCUGUGGACAUUCAAGUUAGUGCAGUGUGGGAAGCAACGAGCACUAUUUCACAGACAACCUACGAGAUCUCUUUUCUAGCACAAAUGCCACCAUUGGGACUGAAAGUAUAUAGGAUUUUGGAAUUAGCAAAUUCGAACAUACAUUUAGCUAAGUAUAGCCUGUAUAAUGGUGACAUAAAAGAUAAAGGAAUUUUCAACAUCAAAACUUCAAAAAGUGCUGAAGAAGAUAUAACUCUAGAGAACUCCUUUAUUAAACUUCGGUUUGCUCAAUCAGGGCUUAUGGAGGAAAUAAUAAGUAAAGAAGAUGGUAAACGACAUGAAGUAAAAGUGCAGUUUUCAUGGUAUGGAACGACAAGUAAAAAAGACAAAAGUGGUGCCUACCUCUUCUUACCUGAUGGUGAAGCCAAGCCUUAUAUUUACACAACACCACCCUUGGUCAGAGUGCAGCAUGGGAAGUUUUUUUCAGAUGUGACUUGCUUUUUUGAACAUGUUGUCCAUAGAGUCCGAUUGUACCACAUACAGGGAAUAGAAGGACAGUCUCUGGAAGUUUCCAAUAUUGUGGACAUCCGAAAAGAAUAUAACCGUGAGAUUGCAAUGAGGAUUUCUUCUAACAUAAACAGCCAAAAUAAAUUUUAUACUGACUUAAAUGGAUACCAGAUUCAACCUAGAAUGACAAUGAGCAAAUUGCCUCUUCAAGCAAAUGUCUAUCCAAUGACUACUAUGGCUUAUAUCCAGGAUGCCGAGAACCGCUUAUCUCUGCUCUCUGCUCAGUCUCUGGGUGUUUCGAGUUUGAAAAGUGGUCAGAUUGAAGUGAUCAUGGAUCGAAGACUCAUGCAAGAUGACAAUCGUGGCCUUGACCAAGGUGUCCAUGAUAACAAGAUCACAGCUAGCUUAUUUCGAAUACUACUAGAAAAAAGAAGUGCCAUAAAUAUGGAAGAAGAAAAGAAGUCGGUCAGUUUUCCUUCCCUCCUUAGCCACAUAACUUCUUCUUUUCUGAAUCAUCCCAUCAUUUUAAUGGCAGAAAAGGUUUACAUGCCCACCCUUCAGCUGCUUGGUGAAUUCUCUCCAUUGCAGUCAUCCUUGCCUUGUGAUAUUCAUCUGGUUAAUCUGAGGACAAUACAGUCAAAGGUGGACGGCAAACACCCCGAUGAGGCAGCCUUGAUCCUCCACAGGAGGGGAUUUGAUUGCCGCUUCUCUCACAGAGACACAGGGCUGUUUUGUUCCACUACCCAGGGAAAGAUAUUGGUACAGAAACUUUUUAGCAAGUUUACCGUUGCAAGUUUCAUACCUUCAUCAUUAUCCUUGAUGCAUUCACCUCCAGAUGCCCGGAAUAUAAGUGAAAUCAAGUUGAGUCCCAUGGAAAUCAGCACAUUCCGAAUCCAGUUGAGGUGAACCUGACUUCGUAUUUGGAUUGGGAAACAUUAGCUUUUAUAUACUUCUUGAUUUUACGUGCAAUAAGGAAGCACAUUAUUUAAGCUUCUGGCUACUGUGAGAACAUGAGUUCUGUGAUUUUUUUUUUUCAAUCAGUUCAGUUAAAAAGAAAAGCCAUGCUAUGAACCAUUUUUUUUUAAGUACCCUCUAUGAUCUGCCAACUAAAGUAUGAAUUGAUUCUACAAAUGAAGAAAUGUCUAAAGACAACCUCUCAACAUACUGUAUCUCAGGUUAUAUGCUAACUAAUUAUAUCUGUGUUGGGGUUGUGAAGAGAUUGUUCUAAGUAUUCAUAUUGCUGAUCCUUUGUUAGUCUUACUAAAAUACCCGUUUUUACCAAAAUGGAAUAAAAAGCUGGUGGGUAAUAGCUAAUGGCCAAAAUGGUUGCAAUUACUCAUACACAUGAGAAAAAAUUUAUGUGUUGAAAUAUGUGGAAAAGUGCAAUCCAUCAACCCUUAUGAUAUAUAUAUAUAUAUAUAUAUAUAUACACACAUAGCUGAUUUUCACACCUUUUUCUAAUAUACCACUUGACCCUACCCUUCCCACCCUUUCUAAGUAUUUCCAGAAGUAUCAGAUUUUAAAUCAUUCAAUAGUAGAAAAAGAAGCAUAUUUUCAUUACUUGACAAUGUGGGAUAGGUGCAAUUUAUUCCAUUGUCACUAAAAUAGAAGAAGCAAUUCCAUAGGUACCAUAACCUACUUUAGGUACCACAAGGUGUCUUUUUACACAGCUCAUUUGAAUACAGAUGUUCUGAAAAGGGGUUUUCUAUUUUAACAUUACCAUAUAAAAAUAAAUGUGCCUUAUUUUUUUAUAAGUCUUGUUAAAUUUUUUGGUGUCCAUAUUACUGUUUGGGGAAGGGGGGAGGUUAUGGGUUGGGGGAGGGCAUGAGUGCUUUCUAUACAUAAAUUGUAUGAUUUUUGCCUGAUAUUGCUGGCCACAUUCUGACUGGGUUCAUUGAAUUUGUGGUGAUGUUACUCUAAACGUUUUGACUAUUUGAAUGUACUAAGAUGUCAGAAAACAAAACAAGGAAGAAAAAUACUGUUAAUUAAAUAUGCUGCUGCCAAGGAGACUGCAACUUGAAACAAGGGUUUGGUAACAUGCAAAAUUCACAUAUUGUUUCCAUUUUUAUGGGAGUUAACCAUAUUGAAGAGAGAAUGCUUUAAAAUAGACCCUGUUUUAUACCCACUUAUAUGUAAUCCAUCAUGAUUUAUCUUAUUUAAAGAAUAUUUGUUCAGUGAAUUCCAAACUUGUGUAUGCGCUAACCUCAAAGUGAAGUUCUGAAGCCAUGUGCCAUUACAAUAUUUCUGAUAAAAUUUAUUUGGGAUCAUUGUUAACUGGACAUUAAAAUAAAAGCAACAUUGGCAUCAUUUUCAACAUUCAAUUUUAGCAGGAUUUUUUCUACACUGCAAAAUUCUCUUUGUGUUAGCUGAUAGACUUAGUAUUAUCUGACUUUAAACUUCCUGUAUUCUAACCUCUUUGUAAAGAAAUUAAAACCUAAUUUCUUUGUCAUUAUGUAGUCUGAUUAUCAUCUGGAUUUUCAAUCAAGAUGCAGCUCCUGAGAUUGUUAUGUUAAAUUCAUAAACUUCUUUUGCCUUUAAUAAUUAAGGAAACACUACCAGUGUUGAUAAAGAUAUUACAAGGGAAUAAUUUCAUGCAAUAAACAUGUACUGUAAGUUUCCUUUCUCAUUCUGGGGAGACAAACAACUGAAAAAAGAAAAUGCUUCCUUUUUGUGGACAUCUACAGAUGUUAGGAUUGCUAGAAGCAAAUCCCAGGAAUAAGAUCAGUGUUUUCAUUGCAUCUUAAAUGUAAAACCUUCCUCUGGGAGUUCCCUGUGUUUUGUGGUUAAGUGGAUGUACUUAAUUGUUCCAGAAAUUCUGAUUAGUUGAAGUAAACAAUCUUGAUGCAAUAACAGUGGUUUUGGCACUUCUGGUUGUUUGAAAUGGAUCUGUUCCACUUCAGCCAGGGUCUUACUCAAUGUGUGUUGCCACCAACUGUUCACAAGUAAAGCAGAAAUUCUCUUUAACCAGCAAGUUUCUGCUUUUCAUUUUUAGAAUAAAUCAUCAGGGAAAUGAAGAGAGGAUGCUUUUGCUUUGGUUGUGGUCAAGAACUGAUUAAAUAAUUUAGUGUUUCUAGCACACACUAAAAACCAUAUACUUAAGUCGUGAUCUCUGUGACUUAUUUGUUUGCUUAGGUUUCAUUACAUUUAUUAUCACAGAUGUUCAGUUGACCAAGAAGUUCAUUCACUUUUUUUUUUUUUUAAUUUUUAAUUCGGGGUUAUAACUGCAGUGUUUGAUAACUCAAGCAUCCUUCUUUUCUACAAAUACUGAAUAAAAUAAAAUGGUAUAAAUGUAUUGUAAAAACAUUGUAAUUACCUUCCCUUGUCUUUAUUGUACUUGUGCUAAAAUAUUUUCACAUUCCUUAGAAGAAAACCUUUGCUUUCCUUUUGAUUAUAUGCUUACCUUGGAAUCGAUAAGUUUUGAUAUUUUCUCUUGAAAGAUUUUAUAUAUCUUUUUGGGAAUAUGUAAUAUAAAAUCUCUAAUAAAAGAUAAACCUUAUG
This is a messenger RNA of Talpa occidentalis (Iberian mole), 6157 nucleotides long. RefSeq names its product mannosidase alpha class 2A member 1 (gene MAN2A1). Gene Ontology annotation, biological process: protein deglycosylation; mannose metabolic process; N-glycan processing. The coding region runs from base 125 to 3565 and encodes 1146 amino acids. The transcript has 22 exons. Gene Ontology annotation, cellular component: Golgi membrane. Gene Ontology annotation, molecular function: alpha-mannosidase activity; carbohydrate binding. The record is from RefSeq and is a predicted model, not a curated record. NCBI's taxonomy places the organism in Eukaryota, Metazoa, Chordata, Mammalia, Eulipotyphla, Talpidae.